This is a messenger RNA of Aspergillus costaricaensis CBS 115574, 783 nucleotides long. RefSeq lists its product as uncharacterized. Lineage: Eukaryota; Fungi; Ascomycota; Eurotiomycetes; Eurotiales; Aspergillaceae. The record is from RefSeq and is a predicted model, not a curated record. The coding region runs from base 291 to 689 and encodes 132 amino acids. The transcript has a single exon.
UUCUCUUCUGCCGGCCUCUUUUCCUUCUUUCUUCUCCCCUCAUCACGCCAUCUUCUAUACGCCAGCGAUCAGGCUAAGGCGACUAACGACUCCACCGGAUCAGUCCAUUCAAUCCCCGAUACCCUCUCUACGCCUGGACUGCGAUCUCAUCCCGCCAGCUGAGCCUAGCCUUUUGCUCCCUUGUCGCUCCCUCCCCAUCGCGAUCGCUGCCGCCCUCAUAGACUUCUCACAUCGCUAUCGUCCUUAUCACCACCACCUCUCCUUCACCAUAGAUAUAGAGAGAAUACAACAUGGACGGCUCCUCCCGCACUUUGACUCCCUUCAACCAACCUCAGUCCACCGCACACGUCUCACCAGGAUACUCAUCGCAACCUCAUAACACUCUGGGUCUCGCAGCCGCAGCCGCCGCCGCCGCAGUCAACAGCCAAACCGCCCAGAUGCAGCUUCAAUCUCAACCUCCUACUGCAAACGCCAGCGAGCAACAAAACCUCACCGAUCUUUCACAAACCUCUGCUGCUGCUGCAACAAUGGGCCAGCCUGCAGCGGACAACUACCCCCACCAAGUCACUGGGUCGGGCGGUCCCACGGCGACAGCACCAUUCUUACGAGACUUUAGUCUUGUUGCAGAGGCAGCCAAGCGGGCACAAAUGUCCGUGAUGGUGCGAGAUCUGGAGAGUGUCACGCUAUAAAUGGCAUCAGCUGGGAGAAGUGCACCCCUGACAUCAUUGUUUAUCUCGGGGUGGGAGCACGGGACCAAUAUGACUGAUAGAUCGGAUGGGACCG